AUGGACCGCGUGUCCUUCCGCAUGCUGCUGACGGAGGAGAUGGGCUCCAGCAAGGUCUCGUCCGUGCUGCGCAAGUAUAUGGACGAGUUCCCGAUCCUGAACAACAACUGGUCCGACCAGGAGCUCGUGAUGAUCGUGUGCGCGCUCAUCAAGAUGAACCGCAGCGAGAUGGCGCUGGAGGUGCUGCGCAAUCAGAUCAAGGAGCCCAACCGCGACCGCCUGAACCGCGUUGCGGCGGCCAGCGCCAGACUGGGCAACGCGCAGGUGGCUCUGGGCGUGCUGGAGAUCACCAACCACUUCAACAUGGUGCCGGAUGUGGUCACGUUCACCAGCGCCAUCCACGCCUGCGCCCGUGGCGGCAAGUACGACAUCCCGGUGGCCCUGAACUUGCUGAACGAGAUGAUCUCCGUUGGCGUCAAGCCGAAUGCGCGCACGUACGGCGCAGCUAUCUUGGCCUAUGCGAGGCUGCAGCGCUGGGAGGAAAUCGAGGAGCUGGUGAGCUCCAUCCAGUACAAGGACGACGCGCACAAGACGGAAGUGUUCACGUGCGCUAUUAUCUCGUGCGCGCGCAACCGGCAACACCACUACGCGUCUCGGCUCUUCGAGUUGCUGCUGGAGGAUGGCGUCUAUCCGGGUGAUAAUGUUUGCAACGCCACGCUGAGCUCCUGCGCGCGGACAUCCGACUUGACGCAGCUUCGCCGCAUCUACAAGCUGGUCGAGCGGCAUACUACACCGUCGAUAUACUCCUUCAACUGCAUGAUCUCGGCGUUUGGCAAUGCUUGCAAGAUGGACGAGGCGAUGCAAAUCUUUGAGACCAUGCGCAAGGAAUCUACCGCCACCCCGGACGUCGUGACGUACAACACCCUGCUACUCGCAGCGGUGCGCUCGCGGAAGGUGGACAUGUUCCCCAAUAUCUUGUCGCUGAUGAGCGAGGCCGAACUCAAGUGGGACGCAUACACGUUGAACAUUCUGCUGGAAGGCUGCACGUUGACUGGUGACAGCGAAAUGGCCAGGCAUUACUGGUCAGAGGCGACACAAGGAAACCAAUCCGGCUCGGAUGAAUCGGCGGAGGACAAAACAACCAAACAGAAUGUCACCCUGGACCGUGCACACUACGAGACGCUCAUGGGCGUUUACUUCGCGGCCAAGGACUAUAAGGCCACCAUUGAUCUGUGGCAGAACGACAGGCUCUGUCGCCGCCGCGCCAAGAGCUCCAAGUCACUCAACUUCUUGAUCCGCGCAUGUGAAGGCCUCAAGGACGACAAGACGGCGGUGGCGAUCCUCGCUGAGUUUGCCGACCGUGGGCAGCCCCUGUCAUCAAUUACGCACCACCACAUGCUGGAGGUAUUUCUCGCCGCCGACAAGUACAAUGCUGCGUCGGCGUAUCUGCACAAGAUGCUAGAGGUGGACGGCUUGGUGUCCACAUUCUCGUUCACAGUGCUGAUCAAGUACCUGGCCAAGAACAAGCGCCACUCGGACGUGCUGGCGAUGUUUGAUCUGUACCUGGAGACGCGUGAGACUUCCUCUAAGGGACAGAACCCGCUGCUGCACUACCCGACGGACGCAAUCUACAUUCUGACAAUGCGCUCGGCUGUGGAGCUGCAGGAUCACGAGACUGCGCUUGCCAUCUACGGCGACCUGCCCACCACGAUGUCCAUGGCGGUUCGUACGGAGCUGCUCGUGUUGGCCAUCUCGUCGUGCGAGCGCGAGGGAGACUGGCGAGCUGCUGUCACGAUGUAUGACGAGAUGACCGGGAAGCUGGACGAAGACACGAAUGUGGAGAUGUACAAGCACAUCGUGAAGAUUGUCGCUAGCGCCGGCGAGUUUGACCGCGCUCUGGACGUGGGUGGAGGGCAAUGGUACCGUCAGAACCGGCCUGACAAGGGCUGGGGACUGUAA
Phytophthora sojae is the source of this 1899-nucleotide messenger RNA. RefSeq lists its product as hypothetical. The record is from RefSeq and is a predicted model, not a curated record. The coding region runs from base 1 to 1899 and encodes 632 amino acids. Lineage: Eukaryota; Oomycota; Peronosporomycetes; Peronosporales; Peronosporaceae. Gene Ontology annotation, molecular function: protein binding. The transcript is spliced from 2 exons.